This is a messenger RNA of Calliphora vicina (urban bluebottle blowfly), 341 nucleotides long. Its product is annotated as COX assembly mitochondrial protein 2 homolog. The transcript has 2 exons. The record is from RefSeq and is a predicted model, not a curated record. Bases 105 to 341 code for a protein of 78 amino acids. Gene Ontology annotation, cellular component: mitochondrion. NCBI's taxonomy places the organism in Eukaryota, Metazoa, Arthropoda, Insecta, Diptera, Calliphoridae.
AUUUCUCAAAUAAAAUUGUUGUGACAAAUAAAGAAAAACAUUGUGUUUUAUACCGGAUUUUGAAAUAAAUAAAAAAUAAAGCAUUAUUUGUGACUGGGAAGAAAAUGCACACAGAUUUAUCACCACAUUUGCAUACUCCUCAUUGCAAUCAAUUAAUCGAUGAUUUAAAAACGUGUCACGAAGAGAAUAAAUUCGCCAAAUUUCUAGGAAUCUGCAACACAUUCGAUUCGGCUGUAGUCAAGUGUCUAAAACAAGAACGUAUUGCUAGAUCUGCUGCCAACAGAGCGAAAGCUCGCGAAAGACAAGCUGAACUUAAGAAUCGUAUAAAUCAAAACCAAUAA